Molecule: messenger RNA, 1381 nt
Organism: Aspergillus aculeatinus CBS 121060
Lineage: Eukaryota; Fungi; Ascomycota; Eurotiomycetes; Eurotiales; Aspergillaceae
Exons: 2
Coding region: 1-1152 (383 amino acids)
Source: RefSeq, a predicted model, not a curated record
AUGUCUUACGAUGACGAGCCCUUCGAUAACCACUACGACGAGCCGUGCUAUGAUGACCAUGACCCGUACUAUGAUGAGCCAGAUCACAGCGACCCUUACUACUAUGGGCCGGAUUAUAGCAACCCUUACUAUGACGGGCCAUAUUCUGAUGACGAGCACUACGAUGAGCCAGACUGGGAAGACCCAUGCUAUGCAGAGCCAGCUUAUGAUCCAUCCAACUACCACCCUUCUUUUCAAGAAGAGUAUUAUGAUCGACCGCCCUCUAGAGAUCAGUAUUGUCAUGAGCCGUAUCCUGAUGACCGAUACUCCGAUGAGCCAUCUUUCGAGUAUCAGUACUCGGAAGAGCCACCCUUCGAUGAUCGGUCCUUCGAUGAGCCACCCUCUAAUGAUCAAUACUCAGAUCAACCUUCCUUCGAUGACGACGAAUUCGAUGACGACGAGCUUGGUGGCGAAGACUUCGACGGUCCCCCUCACAAUAAUCAGCGGUACGAAGAACCUCCGUUCAAUGGGCCUUGCUCAGCUGGGCCACCGCCCCACCGCCAAAGCUACGCCCCUGCCUCUCCCACUUACCCAAGGAGUCGCGAGCCGCCUGUGAAUGUCACACGUGUGAACCAGGUGACUUUCAACAUUCAGCAUUUCCACAACCUGUCUGUUCACGUACACCCCGUCGCAAACACGACCUUCUCUGCCAGAACACCAGAAUCUGAAGAUCAGCACCCCGGGAAUCAGCACCCCGGGAAUCAACAACCCAAGAAUCAGCGCCCCAAGAACCACCCGAAGGGCCAGUUCUCUCGUGAGGAGUACCGCAAGAACCAACCAUCCACCUGGCAACCUGUCCAGAAACUGCUCUGCGACGGAAAUUCGGUUGAGAAAAGGUCCUCUGAUAAAAUGUCCUCCGACAAGACGUCCUCCGACAAGAUGUCGCCCGACAAAACGUCCUCUGAAAGAAUGCCCUCGGACGAAGCAAUCACCGAUAACAUGCCCUCCCACGAAGAGUCCAAUGAAGGAGCUUUGGACGAAAAGGCCACCGGAAAACAAGCCUCGAGCCCCUCGUCUGCUUCCUCCAAUUCGUCUCCCUCCGACCCAUCUCCAAAAUCUCUCCAGUCCAGUCGAGGUAACCCCCCUUCAAAUCGGAAACAGAUACUUUACUAAUGCAGCAAGCAGACCCCGUCUCCCAGUUCCGCACUGAUAUUCUCGACUGGUCUCUACGUAACAAGAUCUCAUCGGAGACUUUUGCCCGGUUGUGCGAUAUCCUUCGUGUCGUCGACAGCCCUGAAACCAAAUCACUGCCGAACAGAGAGGAUAUUUUCAGAACGAAGGAGGAUAAUAAAUUGAGAUCAGACAGUCGGGGCAGUCAGUCCUCUGCUGAGUUGAAAUGAUU